GAUCGUUUACCGAGACAUGAAGCCUGAGAACCUGCUACUUACAGAAGAGGGCAGGGUGAAACUGGCAGACAUGGGCAUCGCGAAAUUCAUCGGCAACCACAAGACCUACACGAUGGUCGGCACACCUGAUUAUUUGGCCCCGGAAACCAUCAGAGGUGUCGGACAAGCCUACGGGGUCGAUUGGUGGACGCUGGGAGUACUUUGUUUCGAGCUCCUCGCAGGCAGCACCCAACAUGUGCCGCGUGAAUGA
This is a messenger RNA of Symbiodinium sp. CCMP2592, 250 nucleotides long. Lineage: Eukaryota; Dinophyceae; Suessiales; Symbiodiniaceae. The record is from the annotation of a GenBank genome assembly.